Molecule: messenger RNA, 330 nt
Organism: Knipowitschia caucasica
Lineage: Eukaryota; Metazoa; Chordata; Actinopteri; Gobiiformes; Gobiidae
Source: the annotation of a GenBank genome assembly
AUGGAUGGAAAGAGCACGUGCAGUCGGAGCCGUGCCGUCCCGCCUCACAGCAGGCGUGAGCAAGCCGAGGUCAGACGAUUGGAAACGCCAGUCGCACCGGUGGAGGGGUCAGAGGUCCGAGGGGGAGACUGCUUUAGGUGUCUGCUGCUGGAGUGGAGGGGGUCAGUGGUGGGGGUCCGCGGAGGGAGAUUAGCAGGUAAGGCUGAGGGGCCAGAGGUGAACAUGGGCUGUUUGUACAAGGACUGGAGCAGAGGUGAGGGGGGGGGGGGGGGGAGCGCAAAUGGAUCAGGCUGCAGGGAGAAGCCCGUCAGAAGCAACGUAAACCAAUAG